AUGUCGAAUCUACAUGUACUCUCAUCUCUAACGGAGCGCGAAGCCGUUAUUGAUGCAUUAUAUCGUGCAAUAUCAGGCUUCGAUGAUAACGAUAUCUCACUCUUGAAGUCCGCUUGUUGCGGAUCAGAUUUUGCCUUCGAAAUGAAUGGGAAUAUCUUUAAUGUUGAUCAACUUAUCAAUUUUGUGGGUCCCUUGGACACUACGCACAUGAUUAGCGGUAUUCGCGUGGACCUUAAAGAGGGCGCCCUUUCUGCUUCACUCACUGCCAAUGCUUUGGCACAGCAUUGUCCGCCCGGCAGAGGUUUGGAGACCGAUGGGCCGAAAUUUUUAGCUGGUGGCAAAUACUUUAUCGACCUAGUAAAGGAUAACAAUGAUGGGUUGUGGAAAAUCAAGAAGUGGGUCUUGAAGACCAUCUGGAGGCAAGGCGAUGCUUCGGUGUUGGAGAGUUGA
This is a messenger RNA of Priceomyces carsonii, 450 nucleotides long. RefSeq lists its product as uncharacterized. The transcript has a single exon. Lineage: Eukaryota; Fungi; Ascomycota; Pichiomycetes; Serinales; Debaryomycetaceae. Bases 1 to 450 code for a protein of 149 amino acids. The record is from RefSeq and is a predicted model, not a curated record.